Messenger RNA from Botrytis deweyae, 2375 nucleotides. RefSeq lists its product as uncharacterized. The record is from RefSeq and is a predicted model, not a curated record. The transcript is spliced from 4 exons. Gene Ontology annotation, molecular function: Rab geranylgeranyltransferase activity. The coding region runs from base 221 to 1237 and encodes 338 amino acids. Gene Ontology annotation, biological process: protein geranylgeranylation. Gene Ontology annotation, cellular component: Rab-protein geranylgeranyltransferase complex. Lineage: Eukaryota; Fungi; Ascomycota; Leotiomycetes; Helotiales; Sclerotiniaceae.
UUAAAUGAAUGAAUUAUCAACAUUGUAUACCUAGUACCUACCUAGGUAUUGAAUGUGAGCCUCGAUUGAUUGCAAAAAUUCCGAAAUAUAUCAAGACCAAGUCCGAUGGUGAUUUGUCAGCAUCUUUCCCGAGGUGGGGUCAUACCUUAAGCUUUGUAGACUUGUUCCUCGAGGCCACAAUAAUCUAUACUAUCAGCAAUAUUAAUACACCUUUGUUUUCAUGGCUCUCGUAUCUGGGCCGGGUCGAGCAGGCUCUGCCACUCUGCCAGAGGAGCUUCAGCUCGCUAUCGAGUCCCAUGUAAAAUAUAUACAGAGUCUCGACUCCCGCAAGGAUGAGCUCGAAUAUUGGCACACCGAACAUUUGCGAAUAAACGGACUCUACUGGGGGCUCACUGCACUUCAUUUACUUGGUCGACCUGAUGCGUUGCCGAGGCGGGAAACAAUUGAUUUCAUUUUAAGCUGCCAGCACAAAAAUGGUGGUUUUGGAGCUGCCCCAGGCCAUGAUGCACAUUUACUAUAUACAGUUAGUGCCGUGCAGUCAUUAGUGAUGGUGGAUGCGGUAGAAGAUCUCGAGCGGAACUUAGAUGGGAAGGGAAAAGAUUCAGUUGGCAAAUAUCUUGCGGACCUGCAAAAUAAGGAUACAGGAACCUUCGCGGGGGAUGAGUGGGGCGAGGAAGACACUAGAUUCCUCUAUGCAGCGUUCAAUGCACUUUCACUACUAAAUUCCCUACAUUUGGUGGAUGUUAACAAGGCAGUGGACUACAUUAUUUCGUGUGCGAACUUUGAUGGAGGUUAUGGGGUUAGCCCCGGAGCUGAAUCUCAUUCGGGACAAAUAUUUGCAUGUUUGGGUGCAUUAUCAAUUGCGAAGCGCCUUGACGUGGUUAACAUUGAUAAGCUGGGUAGAUGGCUGAGCGAGAGGCAACUCGAAUGCGGCGGACUGAAUGGCAGACCCGAGAAAAAAGAAGAUGUUUGUUACAGCUGGUGGGUUGCAACGAGUCUAGCUAUGAUUGGGAGGCUACACUGGAUUGAUGGAGAGAAACUUACCAACUUCAUCCUGAAGUGUCAGGACACGGAGGAAGGUGGCUUUGCCGAUAGACCAGGUGAUAUGGUCGAUGUCUUCCACACCUGCUUCGGCGUUGCCGGCUUAUCUCUUCUAGGAUUCCCUGGUGUCGAAGAGGUCGAUCCCAUGUACUGUAUGCCGAAGAGAAUAACUGAGCGAGUGCUAGGGCAGCCCUAAGAUAUCUCUGCAUUAAUGACAUUAUGAAUUAUGAAUUGGGUGAGAGUAUUCCCAUUGAUCUGUCCAUCGGACCUUUGUACAUUUGGGUGUUUUCGGUAAGUGGAGAACAGCUUCUCGUAGGUUCGACUUUUCACAUAAAUCUAUCGAUACUCAACGUCCGAUCUGACCACAGAAGUAAGUCAAGCAGCAUAAUUUUCAUUAGUGAUUCCUUAUUGUAGCGAAGUGUCUACUUCAUUCAACUCCUGCCAUCUAAUAACCUUAUAUCGAGUAAAAAGUGGUACCAGGUUACAAGGCAGGAGAACAGCAAUUCAUUGACUAUGAGGUGUUUAUGGCUUGACCGUAUCACAAACACUCAAAUGCCAAUGGUACAUUAUGUUGAAGAAAUAUGAUGUGAGCCUCGAUGAAAAUCUCAUACUGUUCAUACUGUUCAUAAUUUUCAUCAUUGAUUGAUUGUCUGUAGAGUUGUGGUUCAGCUAGAAUCAAAGGUAAAAAUGAGGUGAUGAGAAAGAAUGAGAGAAUAGAAUUGGCCGAUGACAUGAGAAUUCAUGAAAGUGCCACUGUAAUUCAAGCAAGGUGCGCUCUCAUGUAUGGUUAUUCUCACCAACAGAUAAAAAGUGGUGAAGGGCUCCCCUAUUAUGUAUAUUUCCAGCCAGUUGGCCAAAAAUGAGCAUUAUCACGAGAACUUUCUCGAGUAGUCAGUUCACUUCUGAUUUCUGUCUCUAAAUGUCAGCUACUCAACAAUCAAUACUUGAAAUAUGGUUCCUGUCUGCUAUCAUCCCUCUCGUCCUCAUUGUUGUGAGUGUUGUGGGUGUUUCGAGGUAUUUUGACUGGGGAAGACAUGAUAAAGAGACAUGUCGUUGUCCUCAACCUGAAGUUGUUCAGCAUCUCAACUCGAAUCAUGAAUCUCAACCAGAACGACUCUAUCCAUUCCACAACAAUGACAUAAGCAUAAAUCCCAAUAUAUUGUCCUAUAUUUCUUAUUGCUUCCUCAUUUAUUAUAUCCUUGAUUCUAGUUCACAUCUUCGAAGCAACAGGGACAGUGGUAUACAAUCCUUCCAUAGUAGAACUCGAGAGCUUUCACCAUCUAAAAACAAUCGUAUUUUCGGCCUUGACCUUUCUUUUAGCAUUACCAUCAUUC